Molecule: messenger RNA, 1900 nt
Organism: Melanaphis sacchari
Lineage: Eukaryota; Metazoa; Arthropoda; Insecta; Hemiptera; Aphididae
Gene: Gasp
Product: protein obstructor-E
Exons: 5
Coding region: 197-1114 (305 amino acids)
Cellular component (GO): extracellular region
Molecular function (GO): chitin binding
Source: RefSeq, a predicted model, not a curated record
ACAAGAGGCGAGCACUGGUCGCUCACCAGUGCCGAUCAUCGCGUUACCGCUCGCGAAAGUGAAUUUGAUUUUACCAUUUCAUAAUAUUACUCUACUACUGUCAUUGUAUUAUUUUUUUUUCCGAGUGAUUUAGACGUCGCCGUAUCUCAUACACCAUUACCACUGUUAAAUUUUAUUGAACGCGGUCCUCGUCAAGAUGAAGAUCUAUCUACUCGCUUCCGUCUUGCUCAUCGCCGCAUACCAAGUUCACGGCCAGAGGGAAGAGUUCAAGUGCCCGGACGACUACGGGUUCUACCCACACAGCUCUUCGUGCGACAAGUACUGGAAGUGCGACAACAACGUGGCCGAGCUAAAGACUUGCGGUAAUGGUCUGGCGUUCGACGACACCGACCCCAAGUACCUGAAAGAGAACUGUGAUUACUUACACAACGUUGACUGCGGCGCUAGAUCACAAUUGGAACCUGCCAUCAGCACGCCUCACUGUCCUAGAUUAUACGGAAUCUUCCCUGAUGACGUCAAGUGUGAUACCUUCUGGAACUGUUGGGGAGGUGAAGCCAGCAGAUAUCAAUGUUCUCCGGGUCUAGCUUACGAUCGCGAAUCCAGAGUGUGCAUGUGGGCCGACCAAGUACCUGAAUGCAAAGUUGAAGAAGUAGCAAACGGUUUCAACUGCCCGGCCGCUGGUGAAGUAUUGGCUUCCGUAGGAUCUUUCAGUAGACACGCUCACCCAGACGACUGCAGAAAAUACUACAUCUGCUUGGAAGGCACACCCAGAGAAUACGGUUGCCCGAUCGGCACAGUUUUCAAGAUCGGCGAUUCCGACGGCAGUGGAAGCUGUGAAAACCCCGAGGACGUUCCCGGAUGUGAGGACUACUACGGCGACUUGGACCUGAAGGCGAUCAGGAAGAGCGAACUAUUGUCCGGACUGGACAACAAGUCGAAACAACAAUCAUCUUCGGCCGAGUCCAAGCCCGCACCGGCGGCACCCAAGGCACAGCCACAGAGGCAACAACAGCAGUCAAACAGGCCGCAACCCCAACAACAGCAGUCCAGCAGGCCACAACCCCAACAACUUCCCGUCUCCUCGCAGUCGUCCAAAGACUACGAAGACGCUUAGACGAGAGGACAACAGUGGCAGCGGCGUAACUCGCCCGCGGUGACGGACACACAUACACAAACACACAAACACACUGACUUUUUGAAUUUUUUUUUUUUUAGAACUUACGGUUUUUGAAUUGCGUGAGCACCGAAUUUUCUCUCCUUCCCUCCAACCCAUGCUAUAUCACAUACUGUCCUCGGUCCGACGCGUAUAAAAAUAACGAUUUAUGUACAGAGGAUAUAUAAGCAGGUGCUCACACAAUUUAAUACGUUUUUUUUUUUUUUUAAUUAUUAUUAUACUUAGUAUUAUUUUGUUUCCUUUUUUUUUAUACGCUUUUUUUUUUUUAAACGACGUCGUACUCGAAUUCGACCGACUGUUCCGUCCGUUCCCCUAAUCCCCUAUGUAAUUUAUCCCUGUUCCCGUGAUUAAUUGUAAACAAUUACGGUAAACACAUUUAUGCGACGGUGGCGGCUGCAGCUGCAACCGCAAAUUGCUACUUUUACUGCUGCCGCUGGGCACUCCUAUCACCAAUACACACACUUGUUAAUAUAAUUAUUUUCGUAUUUAAGUGCAAAAAUCAAAAAAAAAAUAUAUACAUAUAUAUUUAAUUAUACCCGAUAGUUUAUUCACAACACGAUAUGUGCAUUUAUUACUUCAUAGAUGUAUUAAAACCCCAAUCGUUAUAUUUUAUUGGUAGGUAAAUCCACAUUGUCCCGUUCACGAUAAAUUGCAGUUUUAAAUAUAUAUGUAUAAAAUAAUUAAUUCAAUUUAUAAUAAAUUACUAUAUGAAAAAUAUUUUGUACA